This is a messenger RNA of Cajanus cajan (pigeon pea), 2058 nucleotides long. RefSeq names its product hexokinase-1. Gene Ontology annotation, cellular component: mitochondrion; cytosol. NCBI's taxonomy places the organism in Eukaryota, Viridiplantae, Streptophyta, Magnoliopsida, Fabales, Fabaceae. The record is from RefSeq and is a predicted model, not a curated record. Gene Ontology annotation, molecular function: glucokinase activity; D-glucose binding; fructokinase activity. Gene Ontology annotation, biological process: glucose metabolic process; intracellular glucose homeostasis; glucose 6-phosphate metabolic process.
CUCCAUAGUUUCUGGGUCCCUAGAGUGUUUUCUAAUAACCCGCAUGUUCUGACAUCGACCAUGGCGCACGAAUAAAUAACAAAGAAUCUCGGGAGUUUCCAAAAAGCUGAAAGAGGUUGUCUUGUCUCCGAUUACGAUUACGAUUAGGAUUAGAUUCGUUUCCAGUUCCACCCACGUGAAGAGCUGACAUGGGCAAGGUCGCCGUGGGUGCUGUGGUCGUUUGCGCCGCGGCGGCGUGCGCUGCGGCGGCUCUGCUGGUGCGCCACCGCGUGCGGAGCUCCGGAAAGUGGGGUCGCGCGCUGGCCAUGGUGAGGGAGUUCGAGGAGCAGUGUGGGACCCCAAUUGCGAAGCUGAGACAAGUUGCUGAUGCCAUGGCCGUCGAGAUGCAUGCGGGUCUUGCUUCUGAAGGUGGCAGCAAGCUCAAGAUGUUGAUCACUUUUGUUGAUAAUCUCCCAUCUGGGGAUGAGAAAGGACUGUUUUAUGCGUUGGACCUUGGUGGCACAAACUUCCGAACCCUUCGCGUGCAUUUAGGUGGGAAGGAGAAAGGUGUUGUCAACCUAGAGUCCGAAGAAGUUUCCAUUCCUCCUCAUUUGAUGACUGGUUCCUCACAUGAAUUAUUUGAUUUUAUAGCAGAUAAACUUGCAAAGUUUGUUAGUUCUGAGCCUGAAGAGCUUCACCCUCCUCCUGGCAGACAAAGAGAACUAGGUUUUACCUUCUCUUUUCCUGUGAGGCAAACAUCAAUUGCAUCUGGGACUCUAAUAAAGUGGACUAAGGGUUUCAAUGUUGAGGAUGUGGUUGGAGAAGAUGUGGUGGGUGAACUAACCAAGUCCUUUGAAAAAAUUGGCCUGGAUAUGCGUGUUGCAGCUUUGGUUAAUGACACUGUUGGUACCAUAGCUAGAGCAAGAUUCAGCAAUCAGGAUGUCAUUGCUGGAGUGAUUCUUGGUACUGGGACAAAUGCAGCUUAUGUAGAGCGUGCACAUGCAAUUCCAAAAUGGCAUGAUCUUCUACCAAAAUCAGGAGAGAUGGUUAUAAACAUGGAGUGGGGUAAUUUCCGUUCCUCUUAUCUCCCUCUAACAGAAUAUGAUCAAGCUCUUGAUUCAGAGAGCUUAAACCCUGGAGAACAGAUUUUUGAGAAGAUAAUUUCUGGUAUGUAUUUGGGUGACAUUGUAAGGAGAGUUUUGUUGAAGAUGGCUGAAGAAGCUGACUUCUUUGGAGAUACUGUUCCUCCAAAAUUGAGAAUUCCUUUCAUACUUAGGACACCUGACAUGUCUGCAAUGCAUCAUGAUACAUCUUCAGAUCUUAAGGUGGUUGGAACCAAAUUGAAGGAUAUAUUAGAGAUCAAUAACACAUCCCUGAAAAUGAGGAAGAUUGUUGUGGAACUCUGUGAUAUCGUUGCUACUCGAGGAGCCCGCCUUUCUGCUGCUGGUAUUUUUGGCAUCCUCAAGAAGAUAGGAAGAGACACAGUAAAGGCAGGGGAGAAGCAGAAAUCAGUAAUAGCACUGGAUGGAGGGUUGUUUGAACACUACACUAAAUUCAGAAGUUCCUUGGAGAGUACACUAAAGGAGUUGUUGGGAGAGGAGGCAGCUGAAACAAUUGGCAUUGAGCAUUCUAAUGAUGGCUCUGGAAUUGGGGCAGCCCUCCUGGCUGCUUCUCACUCCCAGUAUUUGGGUGUGCAAGAGUCCUGAAGAUGUGAUUAAUGCCAAGGUAAACAAGUGUAACAAUAGUUUCAAAUUUUUGUACACCUAAUAGAUAAACAGAUCGAAGAAGAAAAGCUUUAGUUACUAGUUCUAGAGAGCUUUCAACCAGAAGGUGGACCAAGUCCACUGUGGGGGAAUUUGUAGGGCUGUGUUCUUGCUGCAAAUGCAACCUUGCUGCUUCUUGGCAAAUCACUGGGGCAUUAUUUUGUUCACAGUUCUUGUCUCUCCCAUGUUAGGGAAUAAUAGGGAGAUGUAAACUUGAGUAGUCAUGUUUUCCCAAUGUAACGUGUUUUCAAAGAGAAUAAAUCAGGUUAAUUUAUUGACAAUGGUGAGAUUUCAAUUCAAAGCUUGAGUUAUCAAU